Messenger RNA from Sycon ciliatum, 1947 nucleotides. RefSeq lists its product as uncharacterized. Bases 274 to 1830 code for a protein of 518 amino acids. The record is from RefSeq and is a predicted model, not a curated record. The transcript is spliced from 10 exons. NCBI's taxonomy places the organism in Eukaryota, Metazoa, Porifera, Calcarea, Leucosolenida, Sycettidae.
AACGGCACUGUCGCUAGAGCAACGAAGGACAACACGAAAAAAUGCAUUUAGUGGACAGGAGAUGUGACGAGAUGCUGUCAACAUGGUUACUCUACUUCUCUCUGUCUCUUUAUUUUUAUUUUGUGGGUGACCGUGAAGACGACUCACUCGCGCUGCUACUUCUGUAGUAAACGUAAACAUGGUAAAGUCUAGCUCGCAAUCUUUAGGAACUACCGUCUGAUGGCAUAGUGUUUUCAAUGUUUUAGCGCUCUUCAGUCCAGAUGUGAGGUCAAGAUGCCGGGGAAAAAGUCGAGCAAGGGCAAGGGAAAGAAGUCGUCGAAAGGGAAGGGCAAGAAAGGAAAGAAGGGGAAAGGAAAGAGCGAUGCUACGCCCGUGAAGCGGACACCUGAAGGCUUUCUCGCACCGGCUCCUGGCACUGCUGGUGCGGAGUCGCUGGGACUCUAUCGAGCCUACAUCAGCAGUUGUAAAGAAGUGCACAGUGAGGCUAUGGAUAGCGUUCUGGCGCCGCUCAGAGAGGCUGUCGAAGGAGGCAAAACCAUAAAUCGAUUUGUUUUCCAAGAUGAGAGUGUGGCUGGCAGUAUGACACUGCCGGGAAACACCACCGGAGGAGACAGCGAUGACGAAGACAAUUCGCCGGGUACAGCGCGCAAGUCGGCAGCAACACCAUCCAGGGCAGCUGCACUAGGUAGCGACAGUGAGGAUGGCAGCAGUGAGGACGAUGACGACGAUGAAGACGACGAUCCCGGAUUCGAGUCGGCAAUACCGAGGCGCGAGAAGGCGCUGUGGCCGUUUUUGCUGGCUCUGGAGCGUUCCGGCUGCAAGGAUAUCGAGCAUAUUCAUGCAUGGUUCUGUGACCUUACUGACCAAGCUAUUGCCAUACUGGGAAGACACGUCAACAAGUUUCUUGACCACCCAGAGCCGCUGAACAAACUGAAGACUCUGGACUUGGCGCACUGCACCAUAAGCGCAUGGUCUGCAAGCUUUCUCAGUCGGUCAAUUCCUUUGACACACUUGAAGGCACUAUGCUUGGACUAUGUACCAUUUGGACUGGAAGGCUGUGGGGCUCUUAGCGCUAGCCUUCGCGGUAACUUUACUCUGGAGAGCUUGAGCAUGGACAGCUGUGGACUGAGAGCAAAUUGCGGACGGCUUCUCGGACAAAUGCUACCAUACUCGGCACUCAAAGACCUAUCAUUGGAAGGCAACAGUUUGGAGUGCGAAGGUAUUCUCUUCUUGUUACAGCCGUUCAUGUGUCGCGUAAACGAGUACCUGGCCUACACAAAGGCGAAGAGAGAGUUGGAAGAUGCCGUUUCCGCACACCGCUUGGAGCAAGAAACUCGGCGGCAGGGAGUGUUCCGGUCCCCAUCACACGGCCAACCUGAGCAGAGCGAAGAGCCACCGGCUGAGUGUGAGCUUGCGUUGCAGCGCUUCUCGUUCAAGGUACCACCGCCCCCAAUGCCUAUGCUCAGUCGUAUCGUGAUUUCCGGCAACUCGGCAGACUGCUACGGCAAAGCUGGCAAACAGGGACCCGCUAUCAUGAUGGAAGUCGUAACAAUGAUGGUGGAAGGCUGGGAGCCUCUUGCGGAGCUUCAUUUCCACAACAAUCGCUUUGGCGACUAUCCCGCCUUUCAACUCCUGGAAGGUCUGGAGAGGCGCAAGCAAGCUGGUCACAAGGACAUUUACGUGACAGUGACUCCGUACAUCCAGAUUGACACCUUGAAAGCCAUCAAGAGGUUGUCAGCCAAGCCACCGGGCGGCAAGAAGAAGAAAAAGAAGGGCAGAGGCAAGGCCAAAGGCAAAGCCAAAGGCAAGAAAAAGAAGAAGAAGAAAUAGUCUUGAGCACAUCCUGGCAGAGUGGCAACUCCAUAAUAGCGAGCGGUAGUAGCAUGAAGCACAAGUUGUUCUACUGGCAUCUCAUCAUGGCGGCUUUCUGAAACCAUGUGAGCGGCU